AUUCUUAUUUCCAUCCCUCCGUCUAUGCAGAAGAUGCAAAUGAAUGCUUGAGAAAUUCCAUCGUUCUCAUUUUUUAACCAUGAUUCUUCCAUGACAAGAUUCACUAGAUAUACGGUCACGAUCCACUAUUAACCUAUCCACGUGUCGAUAGCAUCCAGCAUAUUUCAAUAGACACGAUUCCAUCGUACCAUUUCCCUUCAAAUUUUCGAGGGAUGGCGGAAGGAGUUCGUUUUUCAUCUGUCGCGACUGAGCAUCCAGCAUGUGUCUCCAGCCACUUGGUCCGAACGCUGAGGCGGUCUUAUAAUUCAAACCGUCCAUAUUCUCUUCACUACCAUUAGUAGCUAUUUUCCUAUAAUCAUGUUUCAUAGAUGAUCCUAUCCUUCGAUUUAUGGAUUUAAAUGCAACCCAUUAAACACUUUCCUCAUCUCUCGUAGAUCCAACAAAAUGGAUGGUUCUAAUUAAUGGAACCUCCCACAUGUGGGCCCAGCUGGCUGCGACAUACUCUAUAUCCUCAGUCACGAUAUACAGUAGAACGAUCUCGACUGGAAGAGAGCAUGAUUCCCUCCAUCUUCCUUAUAUGAAGACCAAUAGAGAGAGAGAGAGAGAGAGAGAGAGAGAGAGAGAGUCUCAUUCUCUCUCAUUCUCUAACCCUAAUACACCAUCAUGGCCCCGCGGAUCAUCAACAGAGGGGGGUCCACCCAUCACGAAUCCUACACCGUUCGAUUAUCUCGUCGCUACCUCAUCAUCACCACCGUCACCAGUACACCCGCCGUCGUCCGCUCCUGGAUCUACCACACCUGCCGCAUCCAUGGCUUCCGCCUCCACAAGCUCGUCGUCGGCCUCGGCGUCCAAUGGCGGCCCGUCGGCCGCUACAGGAACUGGUCCCGUGCCGCCACCCUCCAGCUCUGCGUUGGCCAUCGAUGCCUCAUCUUCCAGCUGGUCUACGUACAUUCCGUCCCGCAAGCUCUCCGUAAAUUCCUAGCCAACACCAACAUCACAUUCGUCGGCAUCUGGAACAAUCUCGAUGCUAAAUAUCUCCAACGGGAUCAUGGAUUGUAUGUCCAUGAUCUGCUCGAUCUCCGGUCCUGCGUCGGAGAGACGGAUGGUAGGUGGGAUCUGAAGCAGGCGUCGAUGGGCACGCUGGCGUUGGAGUUUCUUGGAAUUUCUGGAUUGGAUAAGGACACGACGGUCGGAAGAAGUGAUUGGGAAGCACUGCUGCUCGAUGACGAUCAGGUUCUCUAUGCUUGUACUGAUGCUUUCGUUUCGUUCGAGAUAGGGAAGCGUCUGCGAUUGUGGGAAUUCAGGUCGAGGUUACAUAUUGGGGAAUGAUGGGUCAUUAGCAUUCAGGUUUUUGGGCGUUCUUACUUUGGACAGUCAGAUGGUGGUUUUCGUUUCUUUUCACAGUUCAGAUGGUUAGACG
Messenger RNA from Magnolia sinica, 1420 nucleotides. RefSeq lists its product as uncharacterized. Gene Ontology annotation, cellular component: cytoplasm; nucleus. The record is from RefSeq and is a predicted model, not a curated record. NCBI's taxonomy places the organism in Eukaryota, Viridiplantae, Streptophyta, Magnoliopsida, Magnoliales, Magnoliaceae. The coding region runs from base 664 to 1329 and encodes 221 amino acids. The transcript is spliced from 2 exons. Gene Ontology annotation, biological process: nucleobase-containing compound metabolic process. Gene Ontology annotation, molecular function: nucleic acid binding; 3'-5' exonuclease activity.